Molecule: messenger RNA, 2377 nt
Organism: Neodiprion virginianus
Lineage: Eukaryota; Metazoa; Arthropoda; Insecta; Hymenoptera; Diprionidae
Product: ATP-dependent DNA helicase Q1-like
Exons: 2
Coding region: 91-2376 (761 amino acids)
Biological process (GO): double-strand break repair via homologous recombination
Cellular component (GO): cytoplasm; chromosome
Molecular function (GO): four-way junction helicase activity; nucleic acid binding; ATP binding
Source: RefSeq, a predicted model, not a curated record
CAUUUACUCAACGAUAAAAGGAAACAACCGGUUCUCAAGGCCAAUGUAUUUACUCGCGUACAUUUGAUCACGAUUUUCAUUUCAUCCACGAUGCCGGAUGAUAAGCCGGUUAUUAACGUCGAUGAUUACCAAGUUACAGAGGAAGAAGAGAUUGCGGCGAUCGAUUACGAGCUGCGGCAGAUAGACGUUGAAUUACAAAAACUGAACGAUCGGCGGAAGGUCCUGGUCAAACGUAAGGAGAAACUAAGGGAUGACGCCCUGCUAAAAAAGAGCAUAUCUUUGUCGAACAGAAACUGGGACAGAGAGAAUUUCCCAUGGUACGCGAAGCUGAUGGAGAAACUGAACAAUGUUUUCAAGAUAAAAAAUCUGAGGAAGCUACAAUUGCCGACCAUGAACGCAAUCAUGUCCAAGGAAGACGUUAUGCUCAUCAUGCCAACUGGCGGUGGUAAAAGUCUCUGCUACCAGUUGCCAGCUGUAAUAUCAAACGGGAUAACAGUGGUCGUUUCUCCAUUGGUAUCGCUGAUGGAGGACCAGCUCCACGGCCUGCGUAAAGUCAAUGUCAAGGCGAUGAUGCUGAGUUCAACCGCUAGCAAAGAGGACGUCAAGGAAAUCAUGAACUCUAUGACCGAUGCAAAAUCAGCCCUGCGUUUGAUAUACAUUACCCCAGAAUAUAUGGCAAAGUCCAAGAGGUUUAUGGCCAAGCUGCAGAAAGCGUACACGAUGAAUCGUUUUGAUAGAAUAGCGAUUGACGAAGUACACUGCUGCAGUCAAUGGGGCCACGACUUCAGACCAGAUUAUAAAUUCCUCGGCGUUUUAAAAUCCAUGUUCCCUGAUGUACCGAUAUUGGGACUGACCGCCACAGCCCCGGCUAAAAUCAUUGUUGACGUACAAAAGAUGCUGGACAUAGAGGGCUGUCUCGUACUCAGAGCCUCGUUCAAUAGACCUAAUCUUUAUUACGAAGUGCGAUGCAAGCCUGCACUCAAAGAAGAGUGUAUGUCGAUGCUGGAGGAUCUGCUCAAAAAUAGAUUUUCAAACAAGACUGGGAUCAUUUACACGACGACCAUUAAAGAUGCCGAAGAAUUGACCUCGGAUUUAAGAUCGCGAGGUUUGAGGGUCGGCUGCUAUCACGCAAUGCUUGAGGCAAGCUUUCGAACAAAGGUGCACGCUAAAUGGCUGUCCGGCGAAUAUCAAGCAGUUAUAGCAACGAUAGCAUUUGGUCUAGGCAUCGAUAAACCAGACGUAAGAUUUGUCAUUCACCACUGCAUAUCAAAGUCAAUGGAAAAUUUUUAUCAGGAAAGCGGAAGAGCCGGACGGGAUGGUCAGAAGGCUGAAUGCAUUGUGCUGUACAGAUUGGCAGACGUGUUUAAGCUGAGUGGAAUGGUUUUCAAAGAUAGAGUUGGACUGGAAAAUUUAUACAGAGUAAUCGCUUUCUGCCUUGAUCAAAAUACAUGCCGUAGAAGUCUGAUAGCAACACAUUUUGAGGAGGUUUGGACAGCUAGUGACUGUGCUAAAAUGUGCGACAACUGUCGGCUACCCAGAGAAAAAAAAGAAAUUGAUAUCGGUUCCUGCUGCAGGGCCUUGUACGAAAUUAUGACUAAAGCCGUUCAGAGCGACACUCGACUGACUGCACUAAAGUUGAUUGACUCUUGGUUUGGCAAGGGUGCUGUUAGUUUGAGAGUACCGUCGGUAUCUAUUCCAAAACAUUCCAGGGAAGUCGCGGAAAAUAUCGUCGCUCAUUUACUUAUAGAAGGCUAUUUACAGGAGGAUUUUCAUUUCACCGCAUACUCUACGAUAUCAUACUUGAAACGGGGUCCCAAAUCUGGUGCUGCUUUGAAUAAAAGUCAUCAAAUAAUGUUUAGAGUGAAGGGAAAUUUGAUCAAAUCUACCUGCGAUAGUUUGGUGGAAAAAUAUCAGGAAUCCACCGAUUCUAGGAAACAAAGUCAAACUGCAUCGCCAUCAAAACCAGAGAGUAACAGUAAAUAUAAGACGUGCGAGGACGCGGACGCUUCUUCAAAACGGCAAAAGAACGGCGGUAAACUAUAUGAUUCCAAUUCAAAACCAGUUGAGAAAAAAAGUGACACAAAGGACAAACACAAGUCGAGUAAAAAUAAGCACAACUCUAAAGAUCCUGAGCGCUCAGAAUCUAAUAAAAUCGGUUUGGACGAUAAAAGAAGUAGCCGUAAUACUAAGAAAAAUAACCAUACCGAACAUAAAAGUAGUAAUACAGAGAAUAAACAUUCAGUUUCAGAGAAAACUAGGUCAGAUAACAUACAGGAUGUAACUAUGGCGAGUGAACGAGUAAGCGAGAAAAGGAAAGUUUACGUUAUCGACUCGAGCGAUGAGGAAGAUUGCAGUAAAAAACAAAAGACUAGCUGAA